Molecule: messenger RNA, 1741 nt
Organism: Prorocentrum cordatum
Lineage: Eukaryota; Dinophyceae; Prorocentrales; Prorocentraceae
Source: the annotation of a GenBank genome assembly
CCUGUCCGCCCCUCCCUCCCUCCCUCCCUCCCCCCCGCACGAUGGCCGCGGGCGGCCCCGUGCGCCGGGCGGUGGCGGCGCUGCUGCUGGCCGCGGCCGCGGGAGCCCCGCAGAGCCACCCGGCGGGGUGCCUGCGGCCAGGCUUCCGCUUCGAGCCGGCCCUGCACCCGCCCGGGGCGCUGCACAACGUGAGCGGGCCCUGGGACUGCCAGAGGAAUUGCCAGACCAACGCCUCCUACAAGUUCUUCGGCUACUUCCCCGAGGCCAGGACGUGCUACCUCGGGGGCUCCCAGGACGAGCUGGUCGAAGACCCCUCCGCCGUGUCUGGACCGUGCGUCUGCGAGGGCAGCGCAUCGGCUUGCGAGGACCAGCUGCCCGAUGGCUUCCCAGGCCUCUCUGCGGCGGCCACCAACUCCCUCUUCCCGACUGGCUUCGCGCCGACGAAGCUGCAGUGCUGGCCACACGACGCGGCAGGGCGCCCCGAGGCGUGCGACCUCGAGCCAGUCACGGUCCUGGACGAGCUGGACUCGGGCUGGCAGGCCUCCUGCGAGGGGCUCGCGGAGGUGCCCCUCCAGAGCGGCGAGACCUGCGAGGCAAGCUGCCGGCGCAACGCCAGCUGCGCCAGCUGGCGGGCAGAGGAGGUGUGCCUGCAGGGCCUCGGUCGCGGCUGCGAGGGCCCGGCGGGCGCCGCCGGCUCCGCCGCGGCAGUGGGCGCCCGGCUGCUCCGAGGCCACUACAGAGUGCUGCUGGACCUUGCCGGCGUCGAGGUCACCAGGCUGCAGAACGUGUUCGAGAAGGGCUACAUCGCCAACGCCUCGGAGGCGCUGCAGACGUGCCGCAGCUACUGCCUCGCGUCGCUGCGGUGCGAGGUGUGGGAGUAUGCAGCGGGGUUCGGCUGCUGGGUGGAGGACCCGGCCGUUCAGGAGAUAGAGUGGCCGCUCACCACCGCCAGCCUCCGGCGCGGCACCGCCCUCGCGGAUUCUGUGGUCGCCGGCGAGUAUCGCGCCUCUGCGGCGCGCCCGGGCCCGCGCCGCCCGGCGCGCCCGCCGCGCCUCGCGGCGCCUGGCCCGUCGUCGACGCCGCCGCGGCGCCGGCCGCCACGACGGUGCCGGCCGAGGACGCCAACGAGUCGUCCUACGCGCUGGCGAAUGCCACGGCCGACGCCCUUGAGGGCGUGAUGUUCGGCACCUCCGACCACGUCAAGGAGUAUUGGACGGUGUACGUGCUCCUUGCCAUUGCCGUGGUCACGUGCCUCUUGUUCAUGUGUUCCUUCUGCGUCAAGCGCAGGAAGAAACCAAAGUCGAAGACCCGAUCGUUGCGCACAAUGAGUAGGGCAGACGUCGAGGUGGAGACCGAGGGUGAGGAGCCGUCGAGCAAGCUGGACCACGAGACCCUGCCGCUGAUGCUGGGAGACGGCGUCGACUCCUUCGACGCCAGCCGGGCCUCGCCGAGCUCGUUGGGCUCGCCAGGCCUCCCGCUCCAGCCGCUGCCGCCCCCAACCGCCGGGCUGCCGAGCCGCGGCUGCGGCGCUUCGCCCCUGCCGCCCGCCGGCGCCGGCCCGCCCGCGCGGCCUGCCUGGCCGUGGGCCCACCCCGCCGGAGCGCGGGCGCCCGCGAGCAGGACAGCCGUGGCGCCGACAUCGCCGAUGAUGCUUCUGGCGCCGACGGCCACGAUGCCCAACCGUGGAGGCCCUAGGCUCCUCCAGGCCGUGCCCCUGCGGAGACACGCCGAGGGCCUCUGA